CGUGCAGCGCGCGCGGCCCCGUGCCUGUAAACGGGGCGGCGCCGUUCUCUUGUUCGCCAUACUUGCACAAGGGCUCAGAGCAGCGAACGCACUUACUGCAGAGGCACCUGAAAUCACUGCGGCUUUUUAACUUUAAGACAUGGCUGAGGAUGAGGUGACCCCAGAGCAGCUAGCAGCCAUUGCCGCCGAAAAUGAGGAGCCAGAACCAGUAAACUAUAAACCACCAGCGCAGAAGUCUGUGAAAGAGAUCCAGGAGCUGGAUAAAGAUGACGAAAGUCUACGCAAAUACAAAGAAGCCCUGCUUGGCCCCGGGAUUACUGAAGCUGAUCCAAAUGCCCCUAAUGUCCAGGUAACCCGAAUGUCUCUCGUGUGUGAAAGUGCACCAAAUCCCCUGGUUUUGGACCUGCAAGGAGACCUAGAAGCCUUUAAGAAGCAGGCCUUCGUGCUAAAGGAGGGCGUAGAAUACAAAAUCAAAAUCAGCUUUAAGGUGAACAAGGAGAUUGUUUCGGGCCUGAAGUACGUGCAGCAGACGUUCAGGAAAGGAAUGAAAAUCGAUAAGUCAGACUACAUGGUGGGCAGCUACGGCCCGCGCCCCAAUGAAUACGACUUCCUGACCACGAUGGAGGAGGCUCCUAAAGGCAUGCUGGCCCGCGGCAACUACGUCAUCAAAUCCAAGUUCACCGACGACGACAAGCACGACCACCUGUCCUGGGAGUGGAACCUCAACAUCAAGAAAGACUGGAACGAUUAAAAGAGGCCUUUGUGUUUGGGGCGGAGGGCUCUUCCCCUUCACCCCACUCCUCCUCCGUCCCUCCUCCCAUCCUCAUCCUGUUGUCCACCAUUUCUGCCUUCUUUGUUGUUACUUUGCAUUUCAUGCUCUCAUGCCUUAGUUGUGGCCUGGCUGUCUUGAGCUCGCCCUGCCCUCCGUCCAUCCAUCCCUUCCUCCCUCCGUCCAUCUCAUCACUACCUGCACGACGGCUCAUUGGUUGCUCACGACCCUCCUCUGUUCACAGACCUGCUAUGUAGCACCAAGCCUCCUCACACUCAGCUUUGGUCCUCCUGGUUUUAGCUGCUUGAAGAGAUUAACCCUUCCCCCCCUCGCCAGAAUGGUGUCUUCCUCUUUCAGUAUGAAGUACAUGUGGACAAGCAAAUGUACAAUCAACUUUUGUUUGCCUUUUUUUUUUAUAUCUAAUUGUAUCAAUGGUUGUGUAAUGUGACUGUAUGCACAUGUUAAUCAGCUGUUGUAUUCAUAGCUAACCCCACCGCAUCCGCUCUGCCCUUCCCUCCCUCACACUACCGUUCCUUCGCUUGGUGUCUUUUGAUACAAGAACCGAUACCUGCCUUGUAACAGUUCGAUCGGAGCUGCUCCGUAGCACCUUCACUAAAUAUAUUCGCCCACCCCAACCCCUCCAUCCAGGAGGCCGGGGCCAAAGUCAACAAGGGAGUGUCGAGUAGAAAAGUAGCUGCCUUAUGUCUAAACUUCUCAACGUGUCUUCAGUGUACGAGCAGCACUCUAUCAGUUGGUCUGUUCCUGAAAGGCUUUGUUUCAUCACCGUCCGUCGGCCUGCUGUAGCGGAGAUUGUUACCUGCACAAGGCCCCCCUCCCCACCAAUCUGAAUUAAUUCCUGCUCUCUGGAGUCCACUGAAUGUUACGACUGAAUUGGGGGAAAACAAACGAACACAAAGUAUUGGUAACCUUGCCUGUCUCAGCCGUGAGGCCUUAGUACCAAACUACAGUCAUGUGGAGGAAAACUAACAUUAUGAAGCUGUUUUUGCUUAUCGUUCCCGUUUUGCCUUAUUGUACACCAUUCUCACUACAUUUUUCAUCUUGAUUGUCAAGAGGAGGCGUGGAGGAGGCUGAGCCAGGCACCGCCUGCUGCUGCCGCCGCCGCCGCCGGAGACCUCGGCGGUGUCUGGGCUCAACCUGCUGACUGACCCACAACAUGAGAUCAGGUGACACUAAACUAACCAAUGUUAGAUCAAAUUAAACGUGUACUGUACCAGAGCAUCUGGAUGUAAAACACUUUGUUCUCCUUGCUAUGUUUAUUUUCCUGCGCCAUACAUUCCUUCACAUUGUACAGUUUCUAUGAAAACGCUGGCAUGCUGGUGGGGUGUAUUAUAUCAUCAUUUGUGGUUGCUCUUAUUGGUCAAUAAAGAUUUUGCUCAACUUGG
Molecule: messenger RNA, 2172 nt
Organism: Poeciliopsis prolifica (blackstripe livebearer)
Lineage: Eukaryota; Metazoa; Chordata; Actinopteri; Cyprinodontiformes; Poeciliidae
Product: rho GDP-dissociation inhibitor 1-like
Exons: 6
Coding region: 140-751 (203 amino acids)
Biological process (GO): Rho protein signal transduction
Cellular component (GO): cytosol; cytoplasm; membrane
Molecular function (GO): protein binding; Rho GDP-dissociation inhibitor activity
Source: RefSeq, a predicted model, not a curated record